This is a messenger RNA of Macroventuria anomochaeta, 3340 nucleotides long. RefSeq lists its product as uncharacterized. The coding region runs from base 366 to 3218 and encodes 950 amino acids. Gene Ontology annotation, molecular function: clathrin binding. Gene Ontology annotation, biological process: clathrin-dependent endocytosis; clathrin coat disassembly. Lineage: Eukaryota; Fungi; Ascomycota; Dothideomycetes; Pleosporales; Didymellaceae. The transcript has 2 exons. The record is from RefSeq and is a predicted model, not a curated record. Gene Ontology annotation, cellular component: intracellular membrane-bounded organelle; cytoplasm; vesicle.
GCGCAAAACAAGGCUGAAUCAACGUUCACCAGAGCAAACAAUGUGUCGCGCGGUCCGACCUGAAGCGGUCGAAGGGCUAGCAACAUGCACGGUCGUUUCAUUCAUUAUUAGCGUUUCAGAGAGAUGUUGAGGUGAUUGCGAUGAUGACAUAAGGCAGAGACUGCAAUGUUGUGGGCGGAGUCCAGGGCUGUCAAGGAGGAAAGUAGGGGUCGUGUGGUGUGGCUGAGUGGCUGUGCGACGCCACAUGUGCCAGCGGGCAGUCGCGACGGAUUGCAUUGCAAACAGCUCGACAACCUCCACACCCCCUGUAACGAUGUUAUGAUCUUUAGCGGUUUCUUUGUGUACUGCCACGUCUAGACACCACCAUGGAUGAUCUCAAUGGCCUUGACUGGUCACAGCCCGCCAAACAGCCCGCGACCACCCCCGCGGCGUUCCCUCCCUUCCGCCAGAGCCCCACGCAGCAGCUUUCUGGCCGCUCCACACCUCUCUCGGAGUUGUCUACACAGCAGUCCAGAGGCGCUCAACAGCCCAACCCUUUCAAAGCUUCCUCGAAACCCGCGACCCCCGCCAAUGACAGCUUUGCCAGCUUGAUCUCCAGCAAGAGCUCGAGACCCGCGGGAUGUGGCCUCUCGUUGCAGGAACGGCAGAAGCAGCUUCAGGAAGAGAAGCUGAGGCAGGAGGCAGAGCGCAGGAAGCAAUAUGACGCAAGCUUUGGUGGCGCGGACUCGCAGUUCUGGAACAAUGUAGAAAGCGGGAAGAGCACACCGGAGCCCUCGACUCUGGGAGCCAUUCCUCUACCUGGCCCGAAUAACCCCUUCAGCAAGCAGACACUGUCGCAGACUAUCAACAAGCCAUUCGCCGGUCUCGACACUACCUCGAAGCGCCCCAUACCAUCUCCUCCCGCUGACGACCUCCUCGCUGCAUUUAACUCAGCAGCUCCGGUAGAUAGGUCGAGCCACUUCCCUCCUCCCUCCAACAGCAGCGGCCGAAGUACUCCGGCGCUCAUUGCGACCGCUUCGAGGGGCCAUACACCUCUACCGCAACCUUCAAACGUAUACGCGUUUGCAGACGAUGAUGAUGAUAUGUUCGGUCUCAAACAAAUGGCACAGAAGUCGGCGUCACCCGCUCCCCCACCACCCGCCAACAACGAUGAUGACGACAUACUUGGCUUACUGGGAAAGCCCGUGGAGGAGUUCAAAAGGGAAGAGCCGAAGCCAGCCGUGGAGGAGCGUCAACAGGAAACACGACGUGAGAGGUCUUCGAGUCCCAUGAACGCUCAUGACAGAGCUGUUGCUGAGCUUGUAGACAUGGGCUUUUCAGCGGACAAAUCUGCGAUUGCACUCGCGACUACUGAUUCUGGGCUAGACGUCCAAGCAGCUGUAGGAUGGAUACUGAACCAGGCGCAUGCGGAAGCUAAGCAGCGAACACAAGAGCCCAGCCAGGAUCGUUCGCGGCGAAGACCUGGCGAGUCGCAGGAGCGCCCAAGUCGAGGCAACAGCAGACCCAGCGCAAGGGAAGGCCGUGGCAAUGAGCCUGUGCCAGCUUGGAUGCGGGACGAAGAUGCUCGAAGUCGCUCGGGCCAGCGUCGACAAGACGGACAGAAGCAAGAGAAGGACGUCACGCAGGUUGCCUCCGAGAUUGGCAGCAGCCUGUUCAAGUCGGCCAACUCGCUCUGGAAGACAGGUCGAAAACAAGUGCAGAAAGCCGUAGCCGACUUCCAGCAAGAUGGUAGUGACCCGAGUGUCCCCAAAUGGAUGCGUGAUGCACAGGCGGCGGAAGCAGCACCAAGGUCGAGCAGGCCACAACGGAAUGACGCUAGCGCAACCGACGAAGCCAUGAUGUUGGAAGCUGGAGGACGCCCUACCAAGCCAGCCCGGCAAAGUGAACAACGCCAGCGACAUGACGAAUUGCCGGUGCGACAGAGGAGAGAGCAGGAUGCAUCACGCAAUGGCGUCCCAGACAGGAUGUCAUCGCAAUCUCCUGCUCAACGUCAGCCCACUCCGGGCUUUGACAAGAGACCUGCAGCGCGAUUGACUCGGCAAGAUGUAGAAGAACAAAGCGCUCAAGCAUACGUCAGUCCAGCGCGCCGGAAGAAAGCAACACCACAGCCUCAGCCGGAGGUCGAUUUAUUCUCGCCGGAACCCACACCGUCAGCAUUCAAGCCGCGCCAGCCAGUACAAGCUCAGUCGAACAAUCCAUUCCUUCAGGCAACCUCAACACCCAAAGCACGGAGUCCCGCUCGCACACCUUCUCCACCCAGGCCGAAAGCACCGCCUCGAAGAAUACCCUCCGUAUCUUCAUCCGCGCUUAGCACGUCUGCUAGGGACCGUCAGAAGGGCUCAGAAGCUUUCAAGCGUGGCGACUAUUCUGCUGCCCAUACCGCUUACUCGUCUGCAUUGGGUCCUCUCCCUGAUACACAUCCAGUGACAAUCAUCGUACUCUGCAAUCGAGCUGUGACCAACAUCAAAGUCGGUGAUCCGAAAGCAGCGAUUGCCGACGCCGAUGCUGCACUAGCUAUCAUCGGCGUAUCCAAGGGAGAGGGCGAGAAAAUCGCUUCAGGCGGUACUGAGGGUGACAAGGACAUGAAGGAGUUCUACGGCAAAGCACUGAUGCGCAAAGCGGAGGCGCUUGAGCACAUGGAAAAGUGGGCAGACGCGCACAAGGUCUGGAAGGUGGCCGUACAGGAUGGAGUUGGCGGUGCCAUAAGUAUAUCAGGGCGCAAUAGGUGUGAGAAGGCUGCUGCCGGCGGGAGCAGUGCGUCUGCGCCAGUAUCUGUCAAGCGCCCGCCUGUCCGGAAGCCAGCACCAAAGCUAUCUGCAACGUCAGAUCUCGGUGGUAGUGCCCCUGAUUCGGAAGCUGUAAAGAGGCUGAAGCUCGCGAACGCUGCAGCUGAGAAGGCUGAUGACGAGAAGUUCGCUCUUACCGAUCAGGUCGACGCGAAGCUCAUAGCUUGGAAGGGUGGAAAGACCGAUAAUUUGCGUGCGCUGCUGGGAUCAUUGGACAACGUGCUCUGGCCGGAGGCUGGGUGGAAGAAGGUCGGCAUGGGCGAUCUUGUGAUGCCGAACAAGGUCAAGAUCAAUUACAUGAAGGCGAUUGCUAAGGUGCAUCCCGACAAAAUUCCGCAAUCGGCCACCACAGAGCAGAAGAUGAUAAGCGCGGCAGUCUUUGCAACGUUGAACGAGGCUUGGGACAAGUUCAAGACGGACAACAACCUUUGAUCUCGUGGGCAUCGAGACCUCCAUCUUCCACAGAGCACCAGCCUUGUGCGAAUGAAAUAUGAUCUUCGCUCAUUGGAUACAAUAUAGACAUUUGAUACCUAUCACAAUCUAUUUGUUUUGGC